This is a messenger RNA of Musa acuminata AAA Group (dessert banana), 1826 nucleotides long. Its product is annotated as protein IQ-domain 26-like. Bases 336 to 1673 code for a protein of 445 amino acids. The record is from RefSeq and is a predicted model, not a curated record. Gene Ontology annotation, molecular function: protein binding. The transcript is spliced from 4 exons. Lineage: Eukaryota; Viridiplantae; Streptophyta; Magnoliopsida; Zingiberales; Musaceae.
CUGUUCUUAAUCCCAAAAGGACGGUGGAUUCGCCUUUCUAGUGUUCUGCUCCCUCGUCCUCUUACUAAUAGUAACUGUUUCCAAUAGUCGCCGCGGAGCGGAGAUCGUGCUCAAAGGUGCGAUCUUUCCACCUGCGUCGUCAAAAGGGGAAUCCCAUAAAUCCCCACAUUUGCUCUUCUCCCCGUGGAUUCUCGCACCAAUCCCACGGCCUACCGACGGCGGAGGAGACCGAGCGUACUGCAAAGUUGCGAGAAAAGUGACCUGCAGCCAGUAAGCUUUUCUUGCUCAAAUCCUGCGAUUGCUGCCGGAAUUUGGAAGAUUCCAGUUGCCGGAAGAUGGGUCGGGCGACGCGGUGGCUGCGGAGACUCUGGAGUGGGAAGAAGGAGAACAAGGAGGCCAAGGACUGCUCCGGCUACGGUGGCGGUGAGGACAGGAGGGAGAAGAAAAGGUGGAGCUUCACGAAACCGGCCAGGGACACAGGCGACGUGCUGUUGGGUCAAAACGCCACGACGGCCGCCGCGGUGGAGGCGGCGUUGUUUAGGUCCUUCUACUCGGAGAGUGAGAAGGAGCAGAGCAAGCACGCCAUUGCGGUGGCCGCGGCCACUGCUGCGGCUGCGGAUGCGGCGGUGGCGGCCGCACAAGCUGCCGUCGCGGUUGUCCGGCUUACGAGCCAUGGGAGGGGCGCCAUCUCCGGCGGCAGCCUCGAGCGUCGAGCUGCGGUGAAGAUCCAGACGGCAUUCAGGGGAUACUUGGCAAAGAAAGCUCUCAGAGCUCUGAAAGCGUUGGUUAAGCUACAAGCCCUCGUCAGAGGCUAUCUCGUGCGCAAGCAAGCGACCGCCACUCUUCAUAGCAUGCAGGCUCUCAUCAGAGCUCAGGCCACUGUCCGAGCGCAGAGAGCUCGAAAUCUUGUUCGGAAUGAGAAAAGGUUUCAGCCGGAAAUCCGCCACCGGCGAUCUUUGGAAAGGUUCGACGAGUCCUGCCGAAGCGAGAACUUGUCGUCGUUCCAUAGUAGAAGGCUUUCCGCGAGCCUUGACAGUGCUUCCAAUGGCUUUGAUAGGAGCCCGAAGAUUGUGGAGAUAGACACCUGCCGCCCGAAGUCGUCGAGAUCUUCCCGACGAGCCAAUCCGUCUGUUCUCGACCCCGCCGAUGACUUCCACUCGAGUUCCAUCUCUUCCCCGCUCCCGUGCCAGAUUCCAGCCAGGAUCUCCAUCCCCGACUGCCGGAACUUCCAAGACUACGACUGGUGCCUCGCAGGCGACAAGUGCCGGCUAUCCGCGACAGCGCAGAGCACUCCCCGCUACAUGAACUCAAUUAGCAAUCUGCCCGUCACUCCGGCCAAGAGCAUGUGCGGCGCAGACUUCGCUCUCCGCCGCUUCACGAACGUUCCAAACUGCCCCAACUACAUGUCAAGCACGCGGUCCUUCGAGGCGAAGUCGAGGUCCCAGAGCGCCCCGAAGCAGCGGCCGGAGCCGGCGGGGACGAGAAAGAGGCUGCCUUUGAGUGAGGUAAUGCUCGAAUCCCGGGCUAGUCUGAGCGGAGUCGGAAUGCAGAGGUCCUGCUCUCGCGUGCAAGAGGCCUUCAACUUCAAGAGCGCCGUCGUUGGGAGGCUCGAUAGGUGCUCGGAGCCGCGGAAGGAGGCAGAGAGGGAGUUCUACUGGCACAGGAACUCGUAAUGCCAAAGGCUACCAAGAAGAUUACAAGAAUAAGAGGAGGUCUCUUAACUUCCUCUAUUGAUCGUUUCGUUUCAUAUGUUUUCCUGUUGCGAUCACAACAGUGGUCGAUGUAAAUUCUGUGUCUCUGAUCGAGAAAUCCUUAUUCUUCUUCCA